Siniperca chuatsi (mandarin fish) is the source of this 1147-nucleotide messenger RNA. It is a transcript of the gene med21, whose product is annotated as mediator complex subunit 21. Gene Ontology annotation, cellular component: mediator complex. Gene Ontology annotation, biological process: regulation of transcription by RNA polymerase II. Gene Ontology annotation, molecular function: transcription coregulator activity. The record is from RefSeq and is a predicted model, not a curated record. The transcript is spliced from 4 exons. The coding region runs from base 101 to 538 and encodes 145 amino acids. Lineage: Eukaryota; Metazoa; Chordata; Actinopteri; Centrarchiformes; Sinipercidae.
CAAACCAAAGCUUGCAAAAUAGCGUCCAAUCCUGCGAGAUUCUAUGAUAUCUGGACAUUCUCGCGACAAUGACAGCGGGAUUUGUUAAAUUACAGAAAAUAUGGCGGACAGGCUAACACAGCUCCAAGACGCUGUCAAUUCGCUUGCAGAUCAGUUUUGUAAUGCCAUCGGUGUGCUGCAACAAUGUGCGCCCCCUGCCUCCUUCAGUAACAUCCAGACGGCUAUCAACAAAGAUCAGCCAGCAAACCCAACCGAAGAAUAUGCCCAGCUAUUUGCAGCCCUGAUCGCCAGAACAGCCAAAGAUGUGGAUGUACUAAUUGACUCUCUGCCCAGUGAGGAGUCCACGGCAGCUCUGCAGGCGGCCAGUCUACGGCAGCUGGAGGAGGAGAACCACGAGGCAGCAGCUCGUCUGGAGGAGGUGGUUUACCGCGGCGAUAUGCUGCUGGAGAAGAUCCAGAGCGCCCUGGCUGACAUUGCCCAGUCUCAGCUCCGCACCCGCAACGGAGCACCGAGCCAUCCUUCACCAGCCGAAUCCUGACCACAACGUACAUAAUGCAGUUCUGGACAGUUUUCCCGUCAUUUCCCUUUCAUUUUCACUCUUAAUUUUUACCCUCAGACAUCAGCUGCAAGCCUCAAAACACUCAAAGAUAUGCUGAAUGUAUCUGUAAAGGAAAUGCCAGGUGCCAUGCAUUAAGUGAAAUAUCACUUUUAUCGCUUAAUUACAAUGUUAUCGUCACACAGCAGCCACUGGUCUGACAGCAAACACGCACUGAAAAAUGUAUCUUGAGUGUAAAACACUAGAUGCCAGUUGGGAAAGAGUACAAGAAGACGUCUUCACAUACACACUGUUUUUUUGUUUACCUUUCUGCUGAUACAGAAAGUUUGGAAAAAUACUUCUUUACAGUCCAGACUGUGGUCUGAAUGUGUGAACAGUCACCCUGUCAUGUUUUUUAUGUUUUAUGUAUAUGUUGUAUAUUGAUUAGGUCUGGUUUUGUAGAUAUUUAUGAAUGAAACAAUUGAAAUUCUGGUUUUGGAUUAUCCUAACUCACAACACUCUUCAGAGCAGUUAACAGAUCCGCUCAGCUCACUUUAACUCCAUGUCUGAAGCAUCUUGUUCUUUUUUUUUUUUAAUAAAGCUUGAACAAAG